AUGGAAAGCUGUGAUCGAGCGAGCCAUUGGCGUGACGUCAUUGUUGAUGCGGAACGGGAACUGACGAUCACACUUGAUGUGUUUGUAAAACUAAGAGCAUCAUACUUAGAGAUUUUGGAAGAUAUACAUCACACCCCAAUGGAGCUGCUGCUUGUGUGUACUUUGAUUUUAUCAUGUUUGAUAAUUCAAAGUCAUUCCAGUACACCUAUCAUUGCUACUCUACCUCCUGAAGUUGCCGGAGUGGAGAAAGUUUAUUCUAAACCUGGUACCAUGGGUUUUCGUAUUCUACAUCGUGAAUCAGACAGCGCCCUCAUCGGAGGAAGAGAAAUGCUUCUCACAUUAAAUCAUAAUGAUCCAAACAGUCUUCAUAAAAGUGUUGAAGAAUUCAAAACUUGUGACAAUGGCGAUGCAUUUAUUCAGUGUCGAACUCGUACAACAUUUAAAAAGGAUAGAGACUGUUUUAACUUCAUAAGGAUAGCAGAGGUAAUCUCCAACAACAAGCUACUGGUGUGUGGAACUAACGCCCUCAAUCCAAGAUGUUAUAACUGUAAUCUCACAAGAAACAGUGCUGGUAUGCAAGAAGUGAGUUGUCCCGGUCCCAGAGGUGACGGGACAUGUCAAUUCAGUAGAUCACAACCCCUUGGGACAGUGGAUGGUACCAAUAUUGCACCAAAACACUGGGAACUUAAUGCUACUUCACAGUACUCAGAUGGUCAGUUAUUCCUAGGAGUUUCCCAAAGUCAUGGUAAAUCAGAGACUACCAUCUCUCGGGUUGAUGUGUAUCCAGAUAGUGGAUUCACCAACCGACUUGAUACUACAUCUUACUUCUCAAGAUCAGUCAAUGAGGCCGAUUUUGUUGGUAAGCCAUUGGUAAUUGGUGAUCGAGUAUACUACUUCUACCGAGAGCUGGCUGUUGAACAUGUUAAUCAAGGCAAACUAGUAUACAGCAGGGUGGCAAGAGUGUGUAAGGGAGAUAAUGGAAUCGACAACUUUUGGUCCAGUUUUCAGAAAGCAAGAUUAAGCUGUUCGAUUCCAGGGGAAUUUCCUUUAUAUUUCAAUGAUUUACAGGAUAUUUUUGUUGAGGAAAGGGGAUCAGAUCACUACAUUCAUGCAGCAUUUGCUGGUGUGCCUAAUGGCCCACAGAGCUCAGCAGUAUGUGUGUUUCUCCUGUCAGAAAUAAAUGAAAUCUUUGAUACAAGUAAUUUCAAAGGACCAGCCUCUUCAGAUAGUAUCUGGCUUUCUAGACCAAGCAGAGAAAUUCCUGUUCCAAGACCAGGUCUAGAUUGCAAUAAUCCAACUCAAGACAUUAGAUACAUCAGACAAUAUCCAUUGAUGCAGGAUGAUGCUUCUAGUAUUCCUUUAUUCAUAGUUGAUUACGCUCGGUUUACUUCCAUCGUUAUGGAUUCACUACCUGCUGGAAACAUAUACUAUAUUGGAACAGAAUCUGGCUCUGUACUGAAAGCGUAUUAUAAUGGCACUGAAUUCAAAGUUUAUGAAGUAACUGUGACGGAUAACAAGCAACCUGUGGUGGGUCUACAGCUGGCUGGUGAAAGCACAAACCGUCACAUCAUAGUUGUAUCUGAUAAUGCUGUAUACAGGGUACCAUUACAUAACUGUGCUACUAGCUGUGAAAGGAGAUGUUCUGAAUUGAUGUAUGGAUACUGUCAAUGGGAAGGGGGCUGCUGUAAAAGCUAUGGUGAAACGACAUGUAGCGAGAACCCGGUUGAUGUUUAUGUAACCAUAGAGCCAAGUCAGUCAAUGACAGUAUGUGAGAAUGAGAUAAUCCAGCUCGUCUGCCACGCCCAAACUGCACCAUUCUGUCAACCAAUUACUCUCGACUGGACCAUGGCCGGGGGUCAACCCAUCGAUGACAUGGGUCAUCUUAUUAGUUUAGAUCAGCUUUAUGACUACCCACUCCACAAGCUGAGUGCUCUGACCGUCCAGUCGGCUAUCACUGGGAAUACAACGACCAUGGAAUGCACAGCUCGGACCACUAUUGGUGGACAGGCUUAUAGCGUCACAAAGGCAACCACUAUUAACAUUCAGAAUUGCAUCACCCAAGGAUCACUAGAGAGAAGAUACAACCUUCAUCAACAACUGAAACAAGAGAAUACUAUGAGCAAGAGUUGUGAUGCUGAGAUAUUUGACUGUGCUAACUGUGCCAGCUUCCCAUGAAUUGCCAUAGCAGUAUGAG
Messenger RNA from Lytechinus variegatus (green sea urchin), 2194 nucleotides. Its product is annotated as semaphorin-1A-like. The transcript is spliced from 19 exons. The coding region runs from base 1 to 2175 and encodes 724 amino acids. Gene Ontology annotation, molecular function: chemorepellent activity; semaphorin receptor binding. Lineage: Eukaryota; Metazoa; Echinodermata; Echinoidea; Temnopleuroida; Toxopneustidae. Gene Ontology annotation, biological process: semaphorin-plexin signaling pathway; negative regulation of axon extension involved in axon guidance; axon guidance. The record is from RefSeq and is a predicted model, not a curated record.